Molecule: messenger RNA, 1518 nt
Organism: Pipistrellus nathusii (Nathusius's pipistrelle)
Lineage: Eukaryota; Metazoa; Chordata; Mammalia; Chiroptera; Vespertilionidae
Source: the annotation of a GenBank genome assembly
AUGGAGCACUCAAGCAAGAUGGAGUUUUUCCAGAAGCUAGGCUACGACCCGGAGGACGUGGUCCGGGUCCUGGCCAAGCUGGGCCGCGACGCCCUGGUCAACGAUGUGCUGCAGGAGCUGAUCCAGACGGGCAGCCGGCCCGGGGCCCCGCAGAGCAGCACCGCCCCCCUGCUGGUCCCCAGGGGCUCCUGCGGGACCCCGGACUCCAUCCGGCGCGGGCUGGGCGCCGAUCCCGAGGAGGAGGAGUGUGGAGACCUGGCCAGCUCCUUGAGACCCAUCGUGAUCGACGGCAGCAACGUGGCCAUGAGCCAUGGGAAUAAAGAAGUCUUCUCUUGCCGGGGAAUCCAGCUGGCUGUGGACUGGUUUCGGGAAAGAGGACACACCUACAUCAAAGUUUUUGUCCCAUCCUGGAGGAAGGACCCGCCAAGAGCCGACACCCCUAUCAGAGAGCAGCAUGUGCUGGAGGAGCUGGAGCGGCAGGCGGUGCUCGUGUACACGCCGUCCCGCAAGGUGAACGGCAAGCGCGUGGUCUGCUACGACGACCGCUACAUCGUGAAGGUGGCCUACGAGCGGGAUGGCGUCAUCGUCUCCAACGACAACUACCGCGACCUGCAGAGCGAGAACCCCGAGUGGAAGUGGUUCAUCGAGCAGAGGCUGCUCAUGUUCUCCUUCGUCAACGACCGGUUCAUGCCUCCUGACGACCCCCUGGGCCGCCGGGGACCCACCCUGAGCAACUUCCUGAGCAGGAAGCCAAGGCCCCCGGAGCCCUCCUGGCAGCACUGCCCGUACGGCAAGAAGUGCACCUACGGCAUCAAGUGCAAGUUCUACCACCCGGAGCGGCCGCACCGCGCGCAGCUGGCCGUGGCCGACGAGCUGCGCGCCCAGACGCGCGCCUGGCGGGAGGAGCGGCCGCGGCCCCGGGGGGAGCAGGGCGGCCCCCGGCCCGGCCCCCGCGAGCCCGGCCCGCCCCCGGCGCGGCGGGGCGCCGACGGGACGGGCCUGGAGGGGGGCCUCGCCCGGCUCGCCCUCGGCGACGACCCGGGCCCCUUUGGGGCGCUCCCUGCCGGCCUCGCGCCCCGGCCACGCCGUCCCGAUUGGGGGGCGCCCGCGGCUCCCCUGUCCCUGCCGGCUCCGCCCGGCCUCCCCCCGAACCCCCGGAGCCAGGCGGGCCCGCCGGUUCGGCCCCGGGCUGGGGACCGCCUCGGGGACCCGCAGGGUGAUGACCCGGCACCCCCGGCCAGGUCGCCCGCCGCCGAGCCGUGGUCCCGGGAGCCGGGGCGCCCGGCUUGGGCGGGGCUGGGCUGGGGGGAUGGCGGCUUGUGGGGCCCCCCGGGGCCCGCGGCCGGCGAGGGCGAGGGGGACGCGCGCGCCCGGGCCCGCGCGGAGCUGUGCAGCCUCUUCCCGCCGCAGCAGGUGGACCGCGUCCUGGCGCUGUGCCCCGCGCCCUCCGACGUCACCGGGCUGCGGCUGCUCAUCCAGAGGCUCCGGGGGGCCGGGGCGCCCGUGGGGAACCCCUGA